AUGCGAAAAACAAUUAUGUACAGUGAACGUGGUAUUGACAAAAAUGUACGAGAGAAAAGGUGGCUCCGUGAUUGGAUUACUGUCACUUGUGCCAUUUUUAUGGUUUUAACAAUAUUUGCACUAACGCUCUAUCUGUUGUCAAAAUUUGAUAUUUUUGUGGUAAACAAGUUAAAGAUCAUCGACAUCGUACCACCGGCAGUAACAACAACUGCGACCACUACUCAGCAGUCAGAGUGGUCUAAUACCGGUAGUAUGAAUUAUGCACGGGCUGGACACACAUCAUCUGUGUUACUAAAUGGAAAGGUGUUGGUGUGCGGCGGAGAUAACGAAGUUUCUACUUUAAAAAGUGCUGAGUUGUAUGAUCCAUCAACAGGCACUUGGACAACUACUAGUAACAUGAAUAAUGCACGAUAUGAUCAUACAGCAUCUGUAUUAACAAAUGGACAAGUAUUAGUCACUGGUGGUUAUAAUAAUCGUGCUCUGGACAGUGCAGAGUUAUAUGAUCCAUUGACAGAGAUUUGGACAGAUACUGGUAAAAUGAAUAAUGCGCGGGCUUCGCAUACAUCAGCUGUAUUAAAAAAUGGAAGAGUAUUAGUUACUGGUGGUUCUAAUGAUAAUGUUCUGGACAGUGCUGAAUUAUAUGAUCCAUUAACACGGAUUUGGACAACUACCAGGAACAUGAAUAUUGCACGAGAAGAGCAUACAGCAUCUGUAUUAAUAAAUGGAAAAGUGUUAAUUGCUGGCGGAACCAAUAAUUAUCAUAUAAGCAGUGCUGAAUUUUACGAUCCAAUUACAGAAACUUGGACAAUUACUGGUACAAUGAACGAUGAACGACAUGCACACACUGCAUCUGUUUUAACAGAUGGAAAAGUGUUAGUUAGUAGUGGUGGUCCAAAUAGUGCUGAAUUAUAUGAUCCAUCAACAGAGCAUUGGGUUUUUACUGGUAAUAUGAGUGAUGCACGAUAUAUUCACACAGCAUCUUUAUUAACAAAUGGAAAAGUGUUAGUUACUGGUGGAUAUAUUGCUGGAGUUUAUUUAAAUAGUGUUGAAUUGUAUGAUCCAUCAACAAGAAAAUGGUCAACUAUUAAUAGUAUGAGUAGUAAACGAUGGGCGCAUGCAGCAUCCGUACUAAUGAAUGGAAAAGUAUUGGUUACUGGCGGUGUUAACAAUAGUUCGCACUUGAACAGUGCAGAGUUAUAUGAACCGUAUUAA
Molecule: messenger RNA, 1212 nt
Organism: Adineta steineri
Lineage: Eukaryota; Metazoa; Rotifera; Eurotatoria; Adinetida; Adinetidae
Source: the annotation of a GenBank genome assembly